AUGAGUAUGACUCGCGAUGCGGUCGCGCAAGAUGCCUCUUUACCUGUGAUAAAGGGCUCAGAGCGCUCAACAACGCUGUCGAGGGUAUCUGGGACGGCGGUUCCAACCAUUGUAUCUUCUGCCGCAGAUUCGACAUGGAACAGCAGGGAUUUGGGUAUGCGCCUCGGUGUCGACGUUGUCAGUGCGGCUUCCGCUGGCGCGUUGACUUGUCCAUUGAUCACAAUCAUUGACCGUGCUAUUAUUGAAAAGGCCUCCAAAGGCUUCCCUAUUCGCCAAACUAUCACCAAUUGCCUCAAAUCCAUGGUCACAAAACCAGCCGGCUUCUUUCUCGGCACGCCUUUCCUCCUCAUUUAUACCCUCUAUACGUCUACAUAUCUUACUGCGAACGCGAUUGACACGGUGUCCUCCACUUUGCGCAACCAGUCUUACUCAACUGUGACGCCGGGUCCGGCCAAAUUCAUCUCCACGACUGCAGUCAACAUGGCUAUUUGCGUCUACAAAGAUGCGCGCUUUGCGAAGAUCUUUGGCGCCUCACCAUCACCCUCUCCGGCUCAAUCACAGACAUCCACCUCUGCCUCGUUAUCACGUCCGGCUGUCUGCCAUCCUAUGCCCUCUCAAUCCGCCGCAGCGCCCACCAUUCCGAAAGUCUCAUACUCCCUCUUUUGUCUUCGUGAUAGUGUGACAAUCUUCGCCUCCUUCAACGUUCCCACAUUGAUCGCACCUUCAAUACCGGACUUCAUUGCAGCGACGCCAAGUAUGAAGGCCGCCACUGCGCAAUUCGCAUGUCCUGCCUUGAUGCAAUUCUUUAGUACGCCGAUGCAUCUACUCGGCCUGGACUUGUACAAUCGGCAGCCGCCUGGUGGUCUACCCUGGACAGAUCGCGUGGGACGUAUCCGUCGAGAUUACAUUUCCAGCAGCUUUGCUCGCAUGGGCAAAAUUGUGCCGGCUUAUGGUAUCGGCGGUGUUGUCAAUGUCCGAAUGAGAGCGACUUUGAUGGAGCGGCUUGAGCAGAAAAACUGA
Molecule: messenger RNA, 1020 nt
Organism: Penicillium oxalicum
Lineage: Eukaryota; Fungi; Ascomycota; Eurotiomycetes; Eurotiales; Aspergillaceae
Exons: 2
Coding region: 1-1020 (339 amino acids)
Cellular component (GO): mitochondrion
Source: RefSeq, a predicted model, not a curated record